CGACUAUGCUGCGCUCGACUAGACUACGGCUGCCCUUGCGAGCAUUACAAAGGCCUACCGUCUCCCGAGCGGCGCCUUCGACAUGCACUCCUAGACAUUACGCCACGGCCCGCGCCGAGGGCAAGGAUCCCGUCCAGCUCGACCAGUUGACCACUCUACCAAAUGGCAUCCGCGUCGCAACCGAAGCCCUGCCCGGCCACUUUUCCGGAAUUGGCGUCUACGUUGAUGCCGGUUCUCGCUAUGAGACGCCGGAACUCUGCGGCGUGUCCCACAUCAUCGACCGGCUCGCCUUCAAGUCCACUAAACAGCGCAAUUCGGACCAGAUGCUGGAAAUGUUGGAGUCGCUGGGCGGAAACAUCCAGUGCGCGUCAAGCCGUGAGAGUUUGAUGUACCAGUCGGCGACGUUCAACAGCCGCGUCGAGGACUGUGUGGCCGUGCUUGCGGAGACCGUGAGGGACCCAAUGAUCACCGAAGAGGAGGUGGAACAGCAGUUAAUGACGGCCGAAUAUGAGAUCGGCGAGAUCUGGAGCAAGCCAGAGCUCAUCCUGCCGGAACUUGUGCACAUGGCCGCGUUCAAGGACAAUACACUAGGCAACCCGCUACUGUGCCCGCAGGAGAGGCUGGGUGAGAUUAACAAGAGCGUGGUGGAUGCUUACAGGAAGGUGUUCUUCAGGCCAGAGCGGAUAGUGGUCGCCUUCGCUGGCGUAAACCACCUCGAGGCAGUCAAGCUCACUAAGCAGUACUUUGGCGACAUGAAGAAGGAGCCCGUCCUGUCCCAAGUCGGCUCCGAUGCCACUCUCAACACUACUCCCACACAAGGCCAGUCUACCAUAUCCGGCGUCCCUCCGAACGCUGCCUACGGUGCUUCCGACUCUCAGAAAUCGGGUCUCUUGGGCAAGGUCCCAUUCUUCAAGAACCUCUCUACUUCUGCUCAACACUCCGCUCAACACGCUUCGUCCCUUACCACAUCCUCCACGCAGCCUAUCAACACGCCCUCUCACUACACUGGUGGUUUCCUCUCCUUGCCCUUCAUCGAACCUCCUCCUAAUCCCGCAUUGCCGCGUCUUUCGCACAUCAACAUCGCAUUUGAAACCCCUGGAAUCGCAUCAGAAGACAUAUACGCACUGGCAACGUUGCAAACUCUCCUCGGCGGUGGUGGCUCCUUCAGUGCUGGUGGUCCUGGCAAGGGCAUGUACAGCCGUCUCUACACCAACGUCUUGAACCAGUACGGAUGGGUCGAGAGCUGCGUUGCGUUCAACCACAGCUACAGCGACAGCGGCCUUUUCGGUAUCAGCGCAGCCUGCGAGCCUCGUGCCAUCGGCAACAUGCUGGAGGUUAUGUGCCGCGAGCUGGCCAGUCUGAGCCAGACGGGCGGCUACUCGGCAUUGAAGGAGGCUGAGGUGCAGCGUGCCAAGAACCAAUUGCGUUCGUCGCUGCUCAUGAACUUGGAGAGCCGCAUGGUCGAGCUGGAGGAUCUGGGAAGGCAAGUCCAGGUCCACGGCCGCAAGGUCGGCGUCCAGGAGAUGUGCGACAAGAUCGCUAGCGUCUCCAUUGCAGACUUGAGGAGGGUGGCUGCGCAGGUUUUCGGCGGCAAGGUGAACAACCCUGGAAAGGGUAGCGGUGCGCCGACGGUUGUUCUGCAAGAGGGGUUGUACGAUGGCGAGAACCCGGACCGUAAGAAGCAGUUUGAAUGGGGUGAGAUCCAAGAAAGAAUCGCGCGGUGGAAGCUGGGUAGGCCGUAAAGCCGCGGCAAGGUGUUAGGAGGUGGAAUUUCGUCGCACAACCAUGUUCAGAUAAUGACGACGGGUGGCUGUACGCUGUUUGGUCAUUUGUAAAUGGAGCCGCGGGGGCUAAUGUACUAUAUCACAGCUCUUCUCGUAUAGAAGGAAGGCUUCUCGAAUAGAAGGAAAGAAAAGAUAGAAGACGACGACCACUCCAACUCAUAACCUCUCACCCCC
Messenger RNA from Aplosporella prunicola CBS 121167, 1958 nucleotides. RefSeq lists its product as uncharacterized. The record is from RefSeq and is a predicted model, not a curated record. The transcript is spliced from 2 exons. Bases 6 to 1742 code for a protein of 578 amino acids. Gene Ontology annotation, molecular function: metal ion binding; metalloendopeptidase activity. Gene Ontology annotation, cellular component: mitochondrion. NCBI's taxonomy places the organism in Eukaryota, Fungi, Ascomycota, Dothideomycetes, Botryosphaeriales, Aplosporellaceae.